GACCGAAAUGAAAAAGAAAAGAAGCCCUUUUGCCUGCACGACUGCACGUUUAUCUCAGUCUCCUUAUUUCCUACUUGACCAAACCUAUCUCUUCUAACAGUAAGAUCUUCCUUAGAUUCAUAUAUAGCUUCUCAAUAAACCUUCAUGUCCUAACUCAGAUCUCAUCCAAUUCCCACCUCAAAAGCCCAAAAACUCAACAUUCAUAUAUAGCUUUCACAAUCACCAUGUUUACAAGAAAACCCACUUCAAGAUUCAUCUUUUUCACCCUCAUUCUUGUCCUGUUUCUGAGUUUUCUCAUCACCAUCAAGGCUUCUGACCCCACCCCAAAUGCAAACGAUGAAGAAGAUUUGGAGAGUCUUGAGGAACUAAUAGCAUUGGAUGAAGAGGAAGAGAGACAAGAACAACAAGAAGGGUCACACAGUGUGAGGCCAUCAGAGGCUGAGGUUUUAACCAAAGCCCAGAGGAUUGUUCUUGAGCUUAACAAUGAUAAUACUAAGAGGGCCAUUGAUGGGAAUGAGUUUGUGCUGAUUCUGGGUUAUGCACCUUGGUGUGCAAGGAGUGCUGAGCUUAUGCCUCAGUUUGCUGAGGCUGCAACUUCACUCAAGGAAUUGGGGAGUCCCCUUUUGAUGGCUAAGCUUGAUGCCGAUCGGCAUACGAAGGCGGCCUCCACUCUUGGGAUCAAAGGGUUUCCUACUUUACUUCUGUUUGUCAAUGGUACUUCUCAAGCGUACACUGGUGGACUUUCAGCGGAAGAAAUAGUGAUCUGGGCAAGGAAAAAAACUGGUGUACCUCUUAUUAGAAUAAGCUCAGUGGCAGAGGCAGACGAAUUUCUUAAAAAGUACCACACAUUUGUUAUUGGCCUGUUUGAGAAAUUUGAGGGACCUGAUUAUGAUCAAUUUGUUAAAGCAGCAAUAUCUGACAACGAAAUCCAGUUUGUUGAAACAAGCAACAUUGAUGUUGCCACAGUUCUUUUCCCAGACAUCAAAGAUACUAACCAUUUCCUUGGGAUUGUUAAAAGUGAGCCAGAAAGAUACACUCCAUAUGAAGGGACCUUCAAAAUGGACAAAAUAUUACAGUUCUUGGACUACAACAAGUUGCCGUUGGUUACCAAACUGACUGAGCUAAAUUCUGCCAGAGUUUACUCCAGUCCUGUCCAACUUCAGGUCAUUGUCUUUGCAGAGGUUGAUGAAUUUAAGAAUCUUCUUGAGCCUCUUCAAGAAGUUGCAAGGAAGUUCAAGUCUAAAAUGAUGUUCUUGUAUGUAGACAUUACAGACGAGAACCUUGCAAAGCCUUUCUUAACUUUAUUUGGGCUUGAAGAAGCAAAGAACACUGUGGUGACUGCAUUUGAUAACAAAAUCAGCUCAAAGUUUUUGUUACAGUCAGACCUGACCCCAAUUAACAUAGAAGAGUUCUGCACAAGGCUUCUGGAUGGAACUCUUUCUCCAUAUUUCAAGUCAGAGACAAUACCAGAUAAUAAAGAGGCAAGCAUCCAAAUCAUUGUAGGAAAGACAUUUGAUGAUUUGGUUUUGAGCAGUCCCAAGAAUGUUCUUCUGGAGGUACAUACACCAUGGUGCAUCAGCUGUGAAACCACUAGCAAGCAUGUUGAAAAGUUGGCAAAGCACUUCAAAGGCUUGGAUAAUCUGGUCUUUGCAAGGAUAGAUGCUUCCACUAAUGAACACCCAAAACUGCAGGUAGAUGAAUAUCCAGCACUCUUCUUAUACCCAGCAAAUGAUAAAGCAAAUCCGAUUAAACUAUCUACAAAAUCCGGUUUGAAGGAGUUGGCAGCAUCUAUCAACAAACACUUGAAAGCCAAAGAUCAUGUCAAGAAAGAUGAAUUGUAGAAAAAUAUAGCGACUGAAUAUAAACCCUAAAGAAAAUGAUACAGGAUUAGUUUUAGCCAAUAGAAUCCCGAGAGAAAAAAAUAGCACUCAAUCAAGGAAGAAUAAACGUUCUUUUGGCAUCAAUAUGUGCAUUGUUGGUCAAGGUUCUUCCAUAGUAGCAAAAUAUAUAUAAACAUGUCUUUCUUCCUUACAAAGUAGACUGUAGACACUGAGUUAAGGGGUUUUGUUUUGUUAUUCGUGACAGUGAUAUUGUCAAGAUGACUGAGAUUAGUUUAGCUAAAGUUUCAUUUCAUUUGAUUAUGUAACUCUAUUGAAAGUUUAUGGAUAACUGAAGUAUCAAAAGAGUCCUUUGAUAAGCAA
Quercus robur (English oak) is the source of this 2201-nucleotide messenger RNA. RefSeq names its product protein disulfide isomerase-like 1-6. Gene Ontology annotation, biological process: protein folding; response to endoplasmic reticulum stress. The coding region runs from base 225 to 1841 and encodes 538 amino acids. The record is from RefSeq and is a predicted model, not a curated record. Gene Ontology annotation, cellular component: endoplasmic reticulum. Gene Ontology annotation, molecular function: protein disulfide isomerase activity. Lineage: Eukaryota; Viridiplantae; Streptophyta; Magnoliopsida; Fagales; Fagaceae. The transcript is spliced from 12 exons.